UAUAUUCAUCUCUAUUUAUCCCUCUUUAUGAUUUAUUUAUUUGUCUAUCUCUGUCCUGUACCUCACUGCGCAUUACCGCGCAGCUUUGACUGACUUUGUCACGUGAGUCGUCAUGUGACAACAGGAAGGAGGAAUGACAACAGUAAAGCGACAGACAACAAUGACUUCUUUUAUAAAAGAAACACAAAGCAUAAAAGAAGCGGUGACUUUCAUCAACGCGAUUGAUGUGAACAAGUUCUCCAGGCUGAUCUCCCGCAUCAUACAAAAGCUUCAUCUAAAGGGAGAGAGGACAUUCAGUGAAGAGGAGGAAGAAAAACUUCAGGCUGCUCUCUCAUUGGAUAAACAGACUCUCAAUCUAGUCCUGGAGACGGCUGCCUUUAUACUAGAGCAGGCAGUGUAUCAUAAUGUAAAGCCAGCCUCUCUGCAGCAGCAGCUGGAGGCGGUUCAUCUAAACCCAGACAAGGCGGAGGUGUUCUCUCAAACCUGGGCCACAACUGGACCUGAGAUGGUGGAGAAACUAAAACACAGUACCUUUGCCCCAAAGAAGCUGGAGUAUGUCGGCUGGCAGUUGAACCUGCAGAUGGCCCAGUCCAGCCAAGCCAGACUGAAGUCUCCCAGUGCUGUCCUCCAACUGGGGCUCCGCAGUGAAGACUCUGAGGUUCAGGACAAUGUCUUUGUUGAUUUUAACCACCAGGAGCUGCUGGACUUCUACAACAAGCUUGAAAUCGUGCAAGGCCAAUUGGAUUCCCUGACUUGAUGCCUUUUGUACAACCACACAAACACACACACGUACACACACACACACACACACACACACACACACACACGCACACACGCACACACACGUACACACACACACGCAGUGUUUUUGCUGACAGCUAUGCCAGCUGUUAGAGGCCUAGCUAUGCCAUUCUUGCUCUGAUUUAUGAGAGAAAAAUGUCAAACUUUGAAGGAAGGAGUUUCUUUCCCUUCUUUCUUUUAAUCCAGCUUUGUGCUCAUAACUUAGAGAGGUCGAGUGAUAAAUCUGAUUAUACUUUUUUUAUAUCUUCAUUAAGGAGAUGGUGGGAAAAUUACCUUUGUCGAUACACAGUCGAUACCUUUGUGAAACACAUUCCUUAGUAACAUUUUCUAUCUCCAGCAGUCAGUAACUUGAUGUUUGAUUGCUCUAUGAAUUAGUUAUAACAAGAUGUUCAAAAUGUGCCAAUCUCAAGAAAAUCAUUCAUGCCUUUAGAAAAGGGCAGUCAAAGGAAAUAAAAUGUUAUUUUCAGUUGAAACAAAUGGGUUUUGUAUUUUGGAGAAGGAACUAGUGUCCGUGCCAUUCUAAUAAAAUCUGAAGUGGAGGUGAAAUCCAUCCAA
This is a messenger RNA of Sebastes umbrosus (honeycomb rockfish), 1356 nucleotides long. It is a transcript of the gene commd10, whose product is annotated as COMM domain containing 10. The coding region runs from base 134 to 757 and encodes 207 amino acids. NCBI's taxonomy places the organism in Eukaryota, Metazoa, Chordata, Actinopteri, Perciformes, Sebastidae. The record is from RefSeq and is a predicted model, not a curated record. The transcript has 8 exons.